AUGCCUCCAAAAGGCUCGCACAUUAAGGCUCUGGUUGAGGCUGUUCCUGACGGUCCUCCUGGUGGACCAGAUCCUGCAGGCAAAACAGCACCAAGCAAGCAAUCAAACGGCGUUAACAACCUUCCAUCGGAAGCUGAAGUGACGGCUGGUGGAUCUGGUCUCUCGAUUGAAGAUAAGCUAAAAGCGCUCGCGACAGUUGCUGCAGACGAUGAUUUCAUCGAGGAUGAUUCUGAUGAAGAGCUCGAGAUUGAUAUGGCUAAGAGCUCUUACCCGCAUUUGCGCUUCACUUUUCAGGAGCUGCUCCCUACUUUCGUCAUGAAGACUCGCUACAGCCGUCUCCAGGUCUCUUUCAUGCACAAGGCUGACGCUGUGAACAUCAAGCAGACAAUGGUGGACCACAAACUCUCGAAUGGCUCGACGAUCCACUGUUUCUGGCUUCACCAGGAGGAUGCUAUUUACGUCCGCAAGAAAGCUUCGAGCCCGCAGCUGUUGGAGGUCUACUUUAAGAACAUUCAUGGCGACAUCCCGUCUGAGCUGGUUAAGGAGGUCAUGGUAACUCACUCACUCAAAGUCCGGAAGCAGUCCGCGUUUGCUGAAGGCCACUGCUUCCACCGCGUGCUUCACCCGGUCACCGGAGCUGAUACGGACAAAAUCAAAGGGUUGGUGGCCAAGCAUACUAGCGACAAGCACCUCACCCCACUCCUCCUGGAUGCGGCGUUUGUGCAGAUCUCCACUGGGAGCAACAGGGAGGAAUGGCUGUGCACACUGAAUAGUUGCGGGAAAACGCACGGCAAGUCGUUCAUGUCCGCUGCGGACCACAUCACCUCGGCAAGUCACUUGCUGGGUCUGGAGAAGCUGGGUGCGACCACCCUCAGUUCCCUGGAGAAGCUGAACCUGCAUCUCAUUCGCAAGGACUACAAGAUUUGA
Molecule: messenger RNA, 927 nt
Organism: Closterium sp. NIES-65
Lineage: Eukaryota; Viridiplantae; Streptophyta; Zygnematophyceae; Desmidiales; Closteriaceae
Source: the annotation of a GenBank genome assembly